CUCCUGUACAGCUUCCGAUGAACUUCCCGACUCCAUUUACUUCGCUUUCCCCAUUAAACAUCUCGUGCUUAAGAGCCGAGUAAACAAGAUGUCUCUGCAUAUAUUUUCUUUCUCUCCACUAAGGACUUUUGCGCCAGCUGUGCAGUCGACGUGUCGCUUUAAUUCAACGUCUUCCAGCUCUACAAAUGCCUUGGAAAGUCUCCUUCGACCUUCUAAACCAGGACCUGCUUCCGGACGAUUGCCGUCGCGACGAGCAAACCGCCAAAGGUUCAUCGAGGACCAGAGGGCGCAGGCCGACAGUCGAGCUAUAGAGAAAUUCCAGACACGCGAGUGGAAAUCCGGCGAUAUCUACGCCCCUCAUGACCUUAGUCCAGCCGAGAUGAUGAAGUGGAGGAAGCGCAGCCCUCCGACUACUGACGUCUUUGAUGCCGUCAACCUCAACCCUUUAACAGUCUACAAGAACUUUACCAUCAUGUCCGAGUACAUGACCGAGAUGGGGCGCAUAAAGCACAGGAAUCUGACGGGUCUACGUGGUGUGAACCAACGAAAAAUUGCAAAGGCGAUUCGAAGGGCAAUCGGCGUUGGCCUUAUGCCAAGCGUACAUCGUCACCCAGAGAUCCUCGCUGAGCUUAAAUGGAAGUCGGAAGGCGGUGGUGGUUUCUAAGAAAAGAGAUGAUAGAGCUCUUCUGAACGCCACCCGAUAUGUUAUCCGGCGUUUUUCUCGUUGGAUUCACAUUAUAACUUCUUCUAUCUCCUCUUUCUUAUCAUAUGAUGAAUGCUGGCAUCACCAGGAAGAAAUGUACUAUAUCAACCAUAUCCAGACCAUGGAAAUUGAAGAUGUAAUUUAUCCGAUAUAAAUUCAGUAAAAUUAAGCAAUGUACAAGUGUUUCGCCUCAGGCGCCUGAUCCAUAUCUCGUAAUUCAAAUAUAUUUAAUCCCUCGAAACAUGCUGCUGGCUGUGCACAGUGACGAUCCAACCCGUGGGCCAGGCACCAACGAGCGGGUAAACAGAGCUCCCUCUGUCUUGAACUUCCCCGCCUUCUUCACCCUACUUCAUCUUAAAUCAUUCAACCCUGUUCUCCCCAUCAUCCCAUAUAGCUGUCAACCAUGGCUAUCAC
Molecule: messenger RNA, 1117 nt
Organism: Aspergillus versicolor CBS 583.65
Lineage: Eukaryota; Fungi; Ascomycota; Eurotiomycetes; Eurotiales; Aspergillaceae
Product: mitochondrial 37S ribosomal protein bS18m
Exons: 3
Coding region: 89-664 (191 amino acids)
Biological process (GO): mitochondrial translation
Cellular component (GO): ribosome; mitochondrial small ribosomal subunit
Molecular function (GO): small ribosomal subunit rRNA binding; structural constituent of ribosome
Source: RefSeq, a predicted model, not a curated record